CGAGUUCAAACUAAACCGUCCGAACUAUUUACUAUUUAUUUUAAAGACCAGCUUCUGCAAAAGUAGCACUUCCAGUCCCAACUCUGACCUCCGGUUGGCUAUCAUGAGAGAUACUAACCGCAUCCGGAGGCGGAUCCUAAUCCAAACCAAUGAGAGAGCAGAGAUCUUCAAGCGAGAAGAGGAAGAAAUCAUUCUGAAACUUGCUCGCCUUGCUGGUGAGGUUCACAAGGAAGAACUGACGGUCCAUUGAAAGCAUUGCCAGUUUAUAUUCCAUACACUGGGAAUUGUUGUUCAUUAAGAUGGCAUACAUGACUGUGGAGGAGAAAACAGAUUCAAUCCUGCACCUUACGAGGUCACCUGGUAUUAGAUCAUGGUCUGUGUUAGUUGGAAUUGGUUCUAUUGGGUUAGCUGCUGCCUACUACAGUAUGGAUAAUUGGGCAUGGAAAUUAUUCUAUGUUGCAGGAUGCAGUUUUGUAGCCAUACAAAACUUGGAAGACUGGGAGGAAGUUGUGUUUGACAAGAUUAAAGGAACUGCAAUUCUUAAGAAUUUUAACCUUUAUACGAGGAUACUGACCAUGUGGUCUAACAGCCAGGAACAAGUUGUGAUGCAGAUUCAGCAUAUUCAUGACGUGACUGUGGAGGAGGAGAGAAUACGAUAUCUGGGCAAAGGUUAUGUUGUUGUACUGAGAUUUUCAGCUGGGUUUUCACAUCCACUUACCCAAAGCGCAGUGCUGGGUAAUCAAAGUGAUGUGAAGGCCAUAGCGGAACUUAUAAUCAACUUUCUGAAUCUUAACAAACCUGACUUUGAUGAGAAAGCAGAAUUGUCUGCAGACAGCAGUGAAAGUACUGGUAGUGACAAUGAAAAAAACUGAUGAUUAAUGGCAGAAAGCGGUUCACAGACAUUUUGAACACAACUAAAGUAAACCAAAGGCUUUUAGCGUCUGACAAUAUUGUGGAACAUUAAAAGAUCAUCUAUAAACACACCACUUAUGAAAGUAUAGUGAUCAAUCAGUGUCCAACACUUAACAAAGAAGCAAACUUCUUCCCCAGUGCAAUGAACUAUACUUUUCACAUUCCAUCAAUGCUAACAUUGACUGCUUGCUUUAAAUAAGUGUACAAUAAAUUGUACAAACUGUCAAAAAUAAUAUCCAUCCAGGAAAAUUGGAACGGAGAAAUUAGUUUUGUAUUUAUUUUAACUAUUCCAGUUUAAAAGAAGUGGUGCAUUGUGAAAGUAGUGCUCUUGCCUCUUAGCUCCAGAAGCCCACAUUCAAUCCUGAACUUUGGUGCUGUGCAUGUGGAUGCUGCUUGUUCUCCCUGUGGUAACUUGGGUUGCCCAUGGGUGCUCCAGUUUCCUUACAGAUCCUAAAAAUGUGUUUAUUGGUACAUUAAGUAGUUAUUGUAAAUUACCCUCAGUUCAGGUAGAUGGGAAGAGAAUAGAGCUGAUGGACAUGAGAGAGAAAGAAAAUAGUUUGCAGUGAAAUAAGUGGCAAAAUGGGCUUGAUGGGAUUAUUGAAAUAGCCAGCAUAGCCUUGAUAGGCCAAAUGGUCUCCUGCAUCAAAAGGAGAGAUAAUAUGAAAAUAUUCUGCCUACAGCUGCUUAAAACUUCUUUCUGGGGUUUCCUAUGAAAGAAUUUUCAUACAAUGUGAUGCUAAAGCAUCAAUUUUGGAUAUAUAAACAUCAACGUAGCAUUAGAAUAAUUUAGGUGUUGAGUAGUUUGUGUUGUAACUUGAAAUUAUUUCGAAUGGCCAAAUAGAUUUUGCAUGAAUUCUGUUUUGACAGACCCUUUUUGUUUUGGGAUCUUCAUUUUUGUCCAGCUAUUAUUGGAGCUACUAUCUAAUACUAAACAUGGGUCAAGUAUCAUCUAUAAAAAGAACAUUUCAGCUUAAUAAUGGUAUUUCAAAUUUCCUGCAUCUACAGUAAUUGCUUGCAUAAUUCUGAAUAAUUUGCAUAUUCACUAUUUUCAAAUAAAAAUCAUUGUGAAAGGAUGUGUUCAGAAAUAUUAAUUAUUUAAAGAUUGCAAAAUUUUGGAUUAAGUAAAAGGGAGAGAUUGCUGAAGUUCCCAAAAUAAAGAAUAAGACAAAAAGUUUAGAAAGGGUUAACAAUUUAACUUCCGACAACAUGGAGUGGAAAUUGAAAAGGGUGGUGAAUUCAGGACUCAAUGUGUUAAAUUUUAAUAAACAAAAAGAUACAAGGAACAUGAUCUAGUAGAUCACAAUAAGGUAGUUCAUUAGACUGGGAGAAGUGCACAGUUGCAGUAGCUCAUCAUUGCGCAAGGCAGUGGAGAAGAUUUAAAACAUGAGGAGCUUCUUUCAGUGGGAUUAAGGAAAACCCCACGAGCAGCAUGUUGGAAAUUCAAGUCGGGGGCAUAAGUGAGUGUGGUUGCUAUAACUAAGAAGGUGCUUUGAAAGCUGAAAGGUCUUAAGUUAGAUAAAUCACCUGGACCGAAUGGGUUUUGACAGAGAUAGCUGAAGAGAUUAUGGAGGCAUUAGAAAGUGAUCUUCCAUGGAACUCUAGAUUCUGAAUUGAAGCCAGAGGACUGGAAAAAUCACAAAUGUCACUUCUACUCUUUUAAAAUGGAGGGAUGCAAGAGACAGUAACUUAUAUGCCAGUUAGCCUCACUUCCACAGUUGGUAAGUUGUUAACAGCCCAUUAUUAAGGAUGAGGAGGCACUAAAUCAAUUAUGGUUUCCUUAAGAGGAUAUCUUGCCUGACAAAUCUAUUGGAAUUCUUUGAGGAAAUAACAGACAGGAUAGACAAAGGAGAGUCAGUGGAAGUGGAUUACUUGGCUUUUCUGAAGGCACGGCAUGUUACAUAGCACUAUCCAGUGCAAGUAACCUGGGUUCAGUUCCUUCACUGUCCGUCAAUAGUUUGUAGGUUCUUCCUGUGACUGCAUGGGUUUCCUCUGGGUACUCCAUUUUCCUUCUAUAUUCCAAGAAUG
Hypanus sabinus (Atlantic stingray) is the source of this 2937-nucleotide messenger RNA. RefSeq names its product cytochrome b-245 chaperone 1 homolog. The transcript is spliced from 8 exons. Bases 300 to 872 code for a protein of 190 amino acids. The record is from RefSeq and is a predicted model, not a curated record. Lineage: Eukaryota; Metazoa; Chordata; Chondrichthyes; Myliobatiformes; Dasyatidae.